AUCCCUCUAAGAACAUUACAAAGGUGGCGGAAUAAAGUAAGGGCUUCUUUGGAUGAAAAUAAUUCCAUUAUAUUUGUAGAAGAAGGCUCAUCUACAGGUAUCAAGGAUCAGACCGUACAUGAAAGCAAUAGCUCAGCUGACUCGGAAGAAAAAAGCCUACUACUAGUAGAUGACGAUGGCAGCGAAUUGGAAGAAAACGAUGAUGAUGAAGGAGCAGAAGAAGACGCUGAAGAAGAGGAUGAAAAUAAUGUUAGUGACAUUGAGAGGAACUGCAGUUCGGAGAGUAGUUAUGAGGUUGGUGACAAUCAAGACAAUCAAAAUGACGAGGUAGUUGAAACAUAUAGUAUGUUGUAUGAGAAUAGCCCAAAAAGUACAGAUGAAUGUGUCUUAGCUGUUUUCGAAUUGUACAUUAAACACAGGAUGACGAAAGAGAAUUUAAAAAAUACUUUGUUGACAAUUUGUAAUAUGCUUCCACAGCCGAAUAAUAUGCCUAAAUCUUGUUUUCAGUUAUUUCAGUAUACUCGAAACAUCGCUCCUCAGUGCUCUGUCACGGAACACUUCUAUUGUAAAACGUGUCUUUUUUAUGAUAAUAAUAUCUUUGUUAACAACUGUUGCCGAGUAUGUUUAUCAGGCGGCGGUAGAUCGGUAUUUUAUGAAUUGGAUAUAUCGCAGCAAAUUAGACAUAUGUUUGAGCAUAGAAAUCUUGCUGAGAUUUUAAAUCAAUCGAAGUGUCGUGAUCGCGAUCCAAAUGUAAUUAGCGACAUUACUGAUGGAACAGAAUAUAUUAGAGUAAAUUGUAGAAGGGAAAAAGGAGUGUAUGAUUUAACUUUAAUAUUAAAUACUGAUGGUGUUUCAUUAAUGAAAAGUUCAAAGGCUCAGUUUUGGCCAUUAAUGUUUAUGAUAGCUGAAAUCCCAGAGUAUCUUCGGGAAUCUUUCUUAGUCGUCACUGGUUUGUGGUAUGAUGAACGCAAACCGUUAAUGAAUACUUAUCUUCAACCGUUUUGUUCAAAAUUACAAGAUUGUUUUAAUGCCGGCGUUAAUUGGAUUGAUCCAAAGACUAAUGAGAGUGGCAAUUCUAAAAUUGUAGCUCCAUUGAUAGUGGCUGAUGCCCCAUGCAGAGCAGAGAUGCAAAAUAUUUCCUAUUAUAACGGACGUUUUGGCUGUAAUAAUUGCGAAAUUAAAACCAAAAAGUGUACAGUUGUGGAAACUGGUAAAAAGUGGAUUCGUAUAUAUCCUUUCAUCAACGAAAUUACUCUAAGAACAGGAGAAAAGAUGGAAAAACAAGGGAAAAAGCAGCCAAACAGAAUACUAUUAUUAAAGGUGUAAAAGGAAGAUCAAUU
This is a messenger RNA of Linepithema humile (Argentine ant), 1340 nucleotides long. Lineage: Eukaryota; Metazoa; Arthropoda; Insecta; Hymenoptera; Formicidae. The record is from RefSeq and is a predicted model, not a curated record.